AGGCCGCCCCUUCCCGAGGCAGGCCGCCCCUUCCCGAGGCAGGCCGCCCCUUCCCGAGGCAGGCCGCCCCUUCCCGAGGCAGGCCGCCCCUUCCCGAGGCAGGCCGCCCCUUCCCGGGCCCGAGGCAGGCCGCCCCUUCCCGAGGCAGGCCGCCCCUUCCCGAGGCAGGCCCUUCCCGAGGCAGGCCGCCCCUUCCCGAGGCAGAGGCCGCCCCUUCCCGAGGCAGGCCGCCCCUUCCCGAGGCAGGCCGCCCCUUCCCGAGGCAGGCCGCCCCUUCCCGAGGCAGGCCGCCCC
Guillardia theta CCMP2712 is the source of this 294-nucleotide messenger RNA. RefSeq lists its product as hypothetical. The annotation marks the transcript as partial. The transcript has a single exon. Lineage: Eukaryota; Cryptophyceae; Pyrenomonadales; Geminigeraceae. Gene Ontology annotation, molecular function: DNA binding. The record is from RefSeq and is a predicted model, not a curated record.